AUGCCACUCGAUUGGGACGGUACCGUUCCUCUCAAGGAGCUUUUUUCAUCUGCUCUGAGAAUUGCACAGCGAAUAGAACGCGAGUCAUCGCAAUGGUCAACAAGUACGAAAGAUGGAGGUAGAAUCGUCAAGAACAAUGAGCGAAAGAAGAUUCAUGCUAGUGUAUCACAAGCGUAUGCACAACAUGAGCCCAGUUCGCCAAAAGCAUACUUGACAGAACAUCAACUGGAUCAAGCUUAUCAUGACUCGCAAUACACUGCGGAAGACAUCGAAAAGUUCCUCGGCGAGAUGCUUGAUCUAGAACUGGACCCGAGAGACCCCCAAGACCGCGAAGACUGGCUGCAAUUGCUAGCUCACUUCUCGGAAGGAGACGUCGAGUCACGUUCGACGAAAUGGAAUGGCACUCGAUACGGACGGUCGAUGUGGAGAUUGUAUCACCAAGUCAGGUUCGUUUGGGACAGAGAUUUCGAUAGCGAAGAACACCUCGACCCUGUAGAAGCAUACAGAAGGGUACUUGCUGGCUUCAGAGCCUGGAGGGAGCCUCCCACUACGAACCCCUUCCUUAUACAAGAUUCGGUAAUCUCUGGAUGUGAAGCUGCCGAGUCUGAAACCGAGUCUUUGUGGUCGGAUUCUACUUCCAGACUGGAUCGCGAGAGCUCCUUCAAUGCUUCCGCUUCUAAUCCUAUCUCUGCGUUUUCGGGAACGGCUUCGUCCCAUCUCACGCGAUCGAGGUCCCGCGAGCGAACUGGCUGA
This is a messenger RNA of Filobasidium floriforme, 753 nucleotides long. RefSeq lists its product as uncharacterized. The record is from RefSeq and is a predicted model, not a curated record. Lineage: Eukaryota; Fungi; Basidiomycota; Tremellomycetes; Filobasidiales; Filobasidiaceae. Bases 1 to 753 code for a protein of 250 amino acids. The transcript has 2 exons.